Impatiens glandulifera is the source of this 809-nucleotide messenger RNA. RefSeq names its product alpha carbonic anhydrase 1, chloroplastic-like. The coding region runs from base 1 to 792 and encodes 263 amino acids. Gene Ontology annotation, molecular function: zinc ion binding; carbonate dehydratase activity. Lineage: Eukaryota; Viridiplantae; Streptophyta; Magnoliopsida; Ericales; Balsaminaceae. The transcript has 6 exons. The record is from RefSeq and is a predicted model, not a curated record.
AUGGCUUUACAUUUUUUUACCUUCAUUUUCGCAAUAGCUUUGCUUCUCCUCAUCCACGGAAACAUUGUCAAUGGCGAGGAUCACGGUCCUGAAAUCUCGUACAGCGGCAACAAAAAUGGUCCAUAUCAAUGGGGAAGUAUUAAUCCAGCUUACCUCAAAUGUAGGACGGGGAAAGAACAAUCGCCAAUAGAUAUUGUGGUCGAUCAAGUUCUUAUCAACAAGAACUUGGCGCCAUUGUCAACCGAAUAUGUUCCCAUCGUCAAUGCUACUCUUAUCAACCAUAAAUACUUCAUUGAGCUGCAUUUGGGAGAAGGAAAAUUCCAUAUAAAUGAGAAAGAAUACACAUUGGCACAAAUGCAUUGGCAUACACCAUCUGAACAUAGGAUCAACGGUGUCCAAUAUGAUGCCGAGAGCCAUAUGGUCCAUGUAGCUGCCGAUGGAAGCAAGGCAGUUAUUGGAAUCUUGUACAAAAUUGGAAAGGCAGACCCCCUCCUCUCUACGAUUCAAGAUAAAUUUGUUGAGCUUGCGAAUGGGCACAAAGAAAUUAUAGAGGAAGAAGUUAUAGACGUAGAAAAAAUUGUACCUAAAAAUGUUAAAGGCAAAUAUUACCGUUAUAUGGGAUCCCUUACUACUCCUCCAUGUGUGGAAAAUAUUACUUGGACACUUCUAGCUAAGGAGAGAUCAAUUUCAAAAAAGCAGAUACAAAUUUUGAAAGGACCGUUGGAUUCAAAAAGCAAAUCCAACUUCAGGCCGGUGCAACCAAUCAACUUACGACACGUGGAAGUAAAUUAGUUAUAAAUUUAUUUUUA